Messenger RNA from Arachis ipaensis, 2039 nucleotides. Lineage: Eukaryota; Viridiplantae; Streptophyta; Magnoliopsida; Fabales; Fabaceae. The record is from RefSeq and is a predicted model, not a curated record.
UUGUAGCUCUGAUGGCCAUUAAGAAUGGCUUGAAUGAUCCCCAUAAUGUCCUUGAGAAUUGGGAUAUCAAUUCUGUUGAUCCUUGUAGCUGGAGGAUGAUUACUUGUUCUCUAGAUGGCUCCGUUUCUGCAUUGGGAUUGCCUAGUCAGAACUUGUCUGGUACACUAUCUCCAGGGAUUCAAAACCUUACUAACUUGCAAUCAGUAAAGUUAAAAAAGCUUGAGACACUUGACCUUUCCAAUAAUGCAUUUAGUGGUGAGAUACCAAGUUCUUUGGGAGGCCUCACAAGCCUGAACUACCUGCGGUUGAACAAUAACAGCCUUACCGGAGCAUGCCCUCAGUCUCUUAGUAACAUUGAAGGUCUAACACUUGUGGACCUCUCUUAUAACAAUUUGAGUGGUUCUUUGCCAAGAGUAACAGCAAGAACAUUCAAGAUUGAGGGUAACCCGUUAAUAUGUGGUCCAAAAGCAAAUAACUGUUCUAAUGUGUUGCCAGAACCACUUUCCUUCCCUCCAGAUGCUCUAACAGCUCAAUCAGACUCUAGCAACAAAAGCCAUCGUGUUGCAGUUGCUUUUGGUGCGAGUUUUGGUUCUGCUUUUAUCAUUGUAAUUAUUGUUGUGUUUCUCGUUUGGUGGCGAUACAGACAGAAUCAGCAGAUAUUCUUUGAUGUUAGCGAGCAAUACGACCCUGAGGUGCGCCUUGGUCAUUUAAAGAGGUAUUCAUUCAAAGAGCUUAGAGCCGCAACAGACCAUUUCAGUUCAAAGAAUAUUUUAGGAAAGGGUGGCUUUGGAAUAGUCUACAAAGGGUGCUUGAAUGAUGGAACAAUUGUGGCAGUUAAAAGGUUGAAGGAUUACAAUGCUGCUGGUGGUGAGAUCCAAUUUCAGACAGAGGUUGAGACAAUAAGUUUGGCUGUGCACCGGAAUCUUCUGCGUCUCAGUGGAUUUUGCAGUACUCAGAAUGAAAGGCUCCUUGUUUAUCCUUAUAUGUCCAAUGGCAGUGUAGCCUCUAAAUUAAAAGAUCAUGUUCAUGGUCGGCCAGCCUUAGAUUGGGUGAGGAGGAAGAGAAUAGCGAUAGGUACAGCGAGGGGGUUGGUUUAUUUGCAUGAACAAUGUGAUCCGAAAAUUAUUCAUCGUGAUGUCAAAGCAGCCAAUAUAUUGCUAGAUGAAGAUUUCGAAGCAGUUGUUGGCGAUUUUGGUUUGGCUAAGCUUCUGGAUCACAGAGAUACUCAUGUGACAACUGCUGUCCGCGGAACUGUCGGCCAUAUUGCUCCAGAGUACUUAUCAACAGGUCAGUCAUCAGAGAAGACUGAUGUGUUUGGGUUUGGAAUCUUGCUUCUUGAGCUAAUCACAGGCCAUAAGGCUCUAGAUUUCGGGCGAGCAGCAAACCAGAAGGGUGUCAUGCUUGAUUGGGUUAAGAAGCUCCACCAAGAUGGAAGAUUAAGCCAAAUGGUGGACAAAGAUCUAAGGGGAAGUUUUGAUUUGCUUGAGUUGGAAGAAAUGGUUCAGGUAGCACUAUUAUGCACACAAUUCAAGCCUUCGCAUCGCCCGAAGAUGUCAGAAGUAUUGAAGAUGUUGGAAGGUGAUGGAUUAGCUGAGAGAUGGGAGGCCUCACAGUCACACAAGAGUGAAACACCAAGGCUCCGAUCUAGUAAUAGUGAAAAUAACCCUCAAAGAUAUUCAGAUUUCAUAGAAGAAUCCUCACUCAUAUUAGAAGCUAUGGAGCUUUCUGGCCCAAGGUGACAACAAAUCAUCUUGGCUUUCCACUAUAUAUAGAUGUAGUUUCAAUGGUUAAAGAAAAAAACACAACAUUAUUAUAUAUGUAUUUGGUGUCUAAUGUCAAUAGCUAUGAAUAUGAUUGCUUGUAUUCUUCUGUAAAAAGUUCUUUAAAAGAAAAGUAAGGAAACUCGUGCAUUGUAGUUGGUUCAAAAGAAUUUUGAAUCAACGGUGGAGAAUUCUAGUUUUUUUGGCAUCGAAACGGAACCGGAGCCCAAAUUAAGUUAGCAUAUAAAACGCAAGAAUCUUUCAUCUCCAUAUUUUUGU